AUGUAACACCACCGGAAGGUCCGACCCCACAGCUUCCGGAAGAGAAAAAUCGGCCUGAAUGAGUUGAGAUGGAUCUGCAGGAAAAUGUGGCGGUGCCUGUUUGGACCGGAGCGGACCGGGAGGUGUUUCUGGAGCAGGUUUAUCCCGCGCGCAGACCGGCGGUCCUCAGAGGCGUAGACCUGGGGCCCUGUGUGGACAGGUGGACGACUGAAUAUCUGGAGAUGAAAGGAGGUGAGCGGGAGGUGAAGGUCCAUGUCUCCACGGUGCCUCAGAUGGACUUCCUGAACAAAAACUUUGUCUACAGGACUCUGCCGUUUAAGGAAUUUGUCAGAAGAGCAUCUGAAACCAAACACUCUGAUUUCUUCCUGAGUGAGGAUGAGAGCUACUACCUUCGCUCCCUGGGAGACGACGUUCGUAAGGAACCGGCUGUCCUGAGCAAACAGUUCCCGGACCUGGCAGAGGACUUCCACAUCCCCCCAUUCUUUGAGCCCAACCAGUUCUUCUCCAGCGUUUUCCGGAUCAGCUCCUGUGGACUGCAGCUUUGGACACACUAUGACGUGAUGGACAACCUGCUGGCUCAGGUCACAGGAAGGAAGAGGGUGGUUCUGUUCAGCCCCCAGGAUGCAUUGCACCUCUACCUGAACGCAGGUGAUAAGUCCGAGGUUCUGGACGUCGACGCUCCUGAUCUGAAACGGUUUCCUGAGUUUGUUAAAGCGAGAAGAUACGACUGCGUCCUGCAGCCUGGAGACCUGCUCUUCAUCCCUGCGCUGUGGUUCCAUAACACGCGGGCCCUUCAGUUUGGAGUCGGCGUCAACGUCUUCUGGCGCCACCUACCUGCGGACAGCUACGACAGGAAAGACCCGUAUGGAAACAAAGACCCGCUGGCGGCUGCUCGAGCUCUGCAGACCCUAGAGAAGGCUCUGGGCGCUUUGGACCAGCUCCCGGCGGAUUACAGGGACUUCUACGGCCGGCGGAUGGUCCAACGCAUCACAGCCCGCACCCAGAGACCCAUGGAAGAUCUGUGAGGCCGAGUCCGACAGACAUGAUGUUUAU
Molecule: messenger RNA, 1053 nt
Organism: Cyprinodon variegatus (sheepshead minnow)
Lineage: Eukaryota; Metazoa; Chordata; Actinopteri; Cyprinodontiformes; Cyprinodontidae
Gene: tyw5
Product: tRNA-yW synthesizing protein 5
Exons: 8
Coding region: 69-1025 (318 amino acids)
Biological process (GO): wybutosine biosynthetic process
Molecular function (GO): tRNA binding; 2-oxoglutarate-dependent dioxygenase activity
Source: RefSeq, a predicted model, not a curated record